GUCGAAAAGAAAAAGAAUUUCCUUGAAUCCUUAUCACUGACAAUCCAAUCCGAUUUCACCUGGUUGCUUGCUUCUGCUGCCAUGCCAUCUUCUCCCAACCAACCUGGGCUAAUCAGUCGCCAUCCAGCCAGCUCCUGUUAAAAAACAAAGAAGAACAAGAAGUAGAAGCAGUUCGUGUGCUUCUCUCAUUUGUUCCUUGAUAUAUUUGCUACGUCGUCAGAGAACUCGUGCAGAUAGCUUCUUUGGCUGAGUUGUUGGAGAUGGCGGAGGUGGCGCCGCCGGCGCCGGCGCCGGAGCCGACCAAGGACAUCGCCGAGGAGAGGGCCGCCGUGCCGGCGCCGGAGGAGUCGAAGGCCAUGACCGUCGUCGAUGAUGCUGAGAAAGCUGCAGCAACAGGUGGCUCACACGAAAGAGACGCUCUCCUGACGACGGUCGCCACGGAGAAGAGGAUAUCGCUGAUCAAGGCGUGGGAGGAGAACGAAAAGGCCAAGGCCGACAACAAGGCGGCCAAGAAGUUGGCCGACAUCGCCUCAUGGGAGAACUCCAAGGUGGCCGAGAUCGAGGCCGAGAUUAAGAAGUACCAAGAGUACCUGGAGAGGAAGAAGGCGGAGCAGGUGGAGAAGUUGAUGAACGGCGUGGCGAAGGUGCACAGGGCGGCGGAGGAGAAGCGAGCGGCGACGGAGGCGCGGCGAGGGGAGGAGGUGGUGAAGGCCGAGGAGGCCGCAGCAAAGUACCGCGCCAAGGGAGAGCCGCCCAAGAAGUUGCUCUUCGGUUGAAUCUCUUCUCGGUCAUCUCCAUUGAUCGUCGUCGUCGUCGUCGUUGUUGUAAAUGUGUGUGCGACAGUGUGAGUGUACCGGUGUCAAGUUCAGAUAGCUAGUGGUUGGAUGUAUUUUCUCAGUUGUUUGUUUUCGUUUAAUUUCAUGUACAGGGCAGCUAUUGCAGUCUCAUGUGAAAAAGGGAACAUUUAUUAUGUACAGACAUGAUGUUUUGGGGUCUUUAUUCGGAUUCGGCGGUGAAAUUGUAACAUUUUUGUGCCUGUGGUACUUGGCUAGUACUCAUGUAUAAGAGGCUUACCCAUUUGACAUUAUUAAAAUGUUGGUGCUGUUACGUA
Molecule: messenger RNA, 1111 nt
Organism: Oryza sativa Japonica Group (Japanese rice)
Lineage: Eukaryota; Viridiplantae; Streptophyta; Magnoliopsida; Poales; Poaceae
Source: RefSeq, a predicted model, not a curated record